Messenger RNA from Auxenochlorella protothecoides, 273 nucleotides. RefSeq lists its product as hypothetical. NCBI's taxonomy places the organism in Eukaryota, Viridiplantae, Chlorophyta, Trebouxiophyceae, Chlorellales, Chlorellaceae. The transcript is spliced from 2 exons. Bases 1 to 273 code for a protein of 90 amino acids. The record is from RefSeq and is a predicted model, not a curated record.
AUGGACGCCGACGAGGGCGAGGCCCAAGAGCUGCACCGCUUCCUCAUCCACCUGCCGAACGGCCAGCCCAUCCGGUCAGAUCGGGACAAGAAGGCCGUGUACGACGUGGUCAAGGCCCAGCUCCUGGGGUCGCGGCUGGAGGUGCACCCGCCCAGCCCCCCGUCUGGCGCGGGCCCGGGUGGAAAGGGCGGCCUGCGGCGUGUCACCAGCGAGCUGCACGAGGUCCCCUCCAGCCUGCUGAGGAACCUGGAGGACCGGUGGCAGUUUGGGUGA